CAAAAAAAAAAAAAAAACUUUCGAUGAUUGCUAGGUUUCUCGAAUUUUUCUUACAAACAAAACAUUUUUUUUUCUCAUAAAAUUUCGGAAAAUCGAACUAAGUUUCUCCUGUUUGCCUGUCUUUUAUAACAUAGUACUGUUUUUUUUGUUUUUCUCUUUCUAAGAUCUAUUAUCUGCUUAAAACAUGGGCGGACUUUCCUUAAUGCCACUUCUUCAUUACGCAUAGAUUUCUGAUCUUGAAAGAAAAAAUCAAUUUUGGUUGUUUGAUUUAAAAAAAAAAAAAACGAGAGGUAGAUGAGCAGCAACAACACAAGCAACAUCGUUGGUGUUCGAGACAUGGCUAAUGGCAGUGGUGGUGGUGACUAUGAAAGCUCCAGUUUAAAGAAGGCAAAGAAACAAAGGAUCCCUAAAAGAGGACCUGGAGUUGCUGAACUUGAGAAGAUAUUGCGUGAACAAGAGCAAAAAGAUGGUCAUACAUCAUCAUCUUUAGUUCCUUCACUUCCCAAUUUUUACCCUUCUUUGCCAAGAAGUGCUUCUUUUCUCGCUGAUAAUCAUCACCAUCAUCAUCAUCCAAGUUCACCACCACCUUCAAUGGCUGCCCUUCAUGGUAAUUGCAAUGGUAGUUCACAGUUAAGAUCAUGUGGAAAUGUAGGUGGUAAUAAUGGUCCUAGUAAAGGAGUCUAUAUUAACGGAUCAGGCGUAUAUUUGCCUGAACAAACCUUGUUGCCGAUUUCUUGGGGCUCAUCUGAGGAACCAGCUCCUAAAAUGGCUGCUGAUUUUUCAUUCCCUAUGCCUCUUUCAAACGGAUCCAGUCAUACCGUGUUGCAAAGGAACCAUCUUUCAAUGAUGGAUCUUUUCCCGUUAUCAACAUUAUCGUCUUCAUCAACAACCCCAUCAUCAUCUACAGGGGUAUAUCAUCAUGUAGAGCCCCCUUCAAACCAAAAACCUUGUUACAUAUCAACACUUUUGCCUGAGGAAGACAAGAUGAUGAGUGCCAAGCGGUCAAGGCCUAAUGUCCCAGUCGAGAACUGGCCGGCGGCAGCUCCGUCUCGCAUGUCCUUUCAACAACCUAUCCGCCCUCAAGUCUCCAGGCUUGAUCCUUCAUCUUCGUCUACCAACAAUGGUGUCUUUAGCUUUGGAAUAUCCGGAGACUCAAUGCCGACAAACCCUUUGGAGCUGAAACUGAAAACAUGCGUUAAUGAUAACCCUAGUGGCUAUGGAAAUGGCAAUGGUAAUGGAAGUCGUCCCUUCAUCACAUUAUUAAGCUCUCCAACAACUCAAAAUUGCCAACCAGACUUACCCAAAUUCAUCAAACAAUUCCCUUUCCAAGAAAACAAUGAAGGGUGUUUACUGCAAAAAUCGUCAUCAGAAUCUGAGGUAUUACCAGUGCAUAACAAGAGUUUCUUUAGCUUCUUAUUACAAUCAGCUGAAGAGGUGCAAAGGGGUAGUACUUCAGCUGAAGCCACACUUUGUCUGAGUACUGGAAAUUGUUGUACUGAAAAAACAGGAGAUUUUAUUGAUCUUAACUUAAAGCUUUAAAGUGGUGUCUCUUUCAUUAGGGAAAUGUAGUCCCCAAAGAAUUUAGAUAUAUAGAUAUAGAUACAGAUAUCUCAUGUACUAGACUGUUUUUUUUUUUUUUUUUUUUUAAUUUUCUCAGCAGCUAGACUGGUUAUGUUUUUUGGAUAAUAGAUAUAGAUGUUGGCUUUUAA
This is a messenger RNA of Gossypium arboreum, 1709 nucleotides long. RefSeq lists its product as uncharacterized. Bases 295 to 1539 code for a protein of 414 amino acids. NCBI's taxonomy places the organism in Eukaryota, Viridiplantae, Streptophyta, Magnoliopsida, Malvales, Malvaceae. Gene Ontology annotation, molecular function: DNA-binding transcription factor activity. The record is from RefSeq and is a predicted model, not a curated record. The transcript is spliced from 6 exons.